This is a messenger RNA of Felis catus (domestic cat), 13669 nucleotides long. RefSeq names its product pseudopodium enriched atypical kinase 1 (gene PEAK1). Bases 2764 to 8001 code for a protein of 1745 amino acids. Gene Ontology annotation, biological process: protein phosphorylation. Gene Ontology annotation, molecular function: protein kinase activity; ATP binding. The record is from RefSeq and is a predicted model, not a curated record. Lineage: Eukaryota; Metazoa; Chordata; Mammalia; Carnivora; Felidae. Gene Ontology annotation, cellular component: focal adhesion; actin cytoskeleton. The transcript is spliced from 7 exons.
ACCAAGUUAAGGAAUUCUAUAAUAGAAGUAUGUGAAGAUAUUAUGGAAGCACAGGGAAUAUAGUGACUAACUUGGCCUGAAGUGGAAGUAGAGGCUAAUCAGGAAAGUCUUCAUAAAGGAAGUGACAUCAGCAGAGGCUUUAAGGGCAGGUAAAGAAUGGAAGAAAGAGCAUUGUUAGUGGCAUUUCUAACAUGUAUAAAGGGUCUUUAAAAAACAUGAUAUAUUCAAAGAAUGGAAAAUAGAUUAUUGUGGCUAUAGAGUUUAUGAGAGAUGAGUGACAGUAGAUGAAUCUACAGGGAUGAUUUGGUGCCAGAAAAAGCAUUGUGUAUCACAACCAAGAAAUUUGAAACUCAUUAUAUAGGUACCAAGAAGUGAAAGUAUGAUUAAGUCUUGGAAAAAUAACACUGACUGUAAUAUAGCCUUUGAUUUUGGAGUAGGGGAUAGAGAAGAUGGUAAAACUGUGCUAAUGGUUCAAAUGAUAGAAAGGCAUUUAGUGAUAAUUGUAGUGGGCUUGGGUCAGGGAGAGAUCAACUUUAAGAGCUAUUUUAGAGGAUGAAACAACAUGAUUUGGUGCCUGGCUGGGAUAUGGAGAAAGGAGUCAGAGUUGCAGUGACUUGAGUAGUGACAUACCAGAAGGCAGGUUUGGGAUAAGCACAGAAGAUGAACUUGGUCUGUUAAGUUUGAAGUGCUGAUAGUACAUUCAGGUAGAGGUAUCCAGUAUGCCAAGUGGAAAUAUAGGAAUGGACCUUAGGAGAGUGUCAUACUAGAGAGUUCCACAACUUGUCUUUCCUGUCACAUACACAUAUGUCAUAUGCCACAGGUGUAUAUACACAUACACAUUCAUACACACACACACACACACACACACACACACACACACAUGCUAGUUGAUCCUCUUUAUUCAUGGCUUUCAUUUUUGCAAAUUUAUCUGCUUGCUAAAGUUUAUUUGCAACCCCCAAAUCAAUAAUUAUGGUGCUUUCACAGUCAUUUGUAGAUAUACUCAAGAGCGGUGAAAAAGUGAAUUACCUGGGGGCACCUGGCUGGCUCAGUCAGUGGAGUGUGUGGAUUCUUGAUCCUGUUCAAGCCCCACGUUAGGUACAGAGAUGACUUAAAAAAAAAAAAAUGAGUUGCCUGCUGUGUACAUUUUUAGCUGAGGUUGAACAAGGUGACAUUUGCCUUCUUGUUUUAACUCUCAUACUGUAAUCUAGUGUUCUUUUUGCAGUCUCCUUAGUGCCACAUUUUUCAUAAUCUUUGUGCCUUUUUGAGGUGAUUAUGCUGUCCUCCAAAUGUGCUGAAGUGAUGUGUAGUGUUACUAAAUACAACAGGGUUGUGAUAUGCCCUAGGGAGACUAUAUGUGUGUUAGAUAAACUUUGUUCAGUCAUGAAUUAUGCUGUUGAGUUCAAUUUUAAUGAAUCAACAAUAUAUAUUAAAUAAGAUGUUUUUUACACAGAAAUACACAUAAAACAAACUUUGUGUAAUGAUCGGUCGGUGAAAAUGUAAUCAGAGGCUUAUAAGAACUUAACCCUAUAUUUUUCAUUUCCUGGAAGCAAUAGAAGCACAGUAUUCACUGAUUCAUUGUUUGUGGGAACUAUAGAACAUAACUACUACAAAUUCUCACAAAUAUUGAGAAUUGGCUGUGUAUGUAUAUAAAAUCUGCUAUUUUUUUAGUGAAUAAUUUUUACAUUUGUACAGUACAGACAUUAGCCCCAAUGUAUGGGUAAGAUUAUGAUCACAAGAAAUAUAGAACUCUCUCUUCUUGUUGAAAAAUAAAUACAUACCAGACAAAAACAGUUUGCUGUUUUAGAUCAGAUAGAUGAGUCUAUAUUCCUUCCCUAAGCCAGAGGGGUUUUUCAUAAAAUGGAGUAUUGAAGAAAUUCAGCUGACAUUGGCUGACAGCAUCUAAAUGAUCAUCUGCAGCACACUUGAGCAUACGUGGUUGUCAUAUUCUCGGGCUGCCAGCUUCUUUUAUAGCUUGGUGUUACUCUCUUUAGCAAGCUUGCAACAUUUUCAGUCCCUCUUCUCUGACAGAAAUUUAUUUUACAAUGAUGUUUAUGUGUGAGGGGAUUUCAUAAUCGAAGACGAGUGUUUGUGCGUUCAUAUCUGUCAGUUUGCUUGAAUACAACAUUCAAAAGGGUUUUUUAGCCUUGCAUUCACGAAUGUUGGUUCAUUUCAGUAGGGGCAUUUUAAAAUGACAGGUAUUAUGUGAGAGUGAGAAUUACCCAUAUCUUCUGACAUAACAUCAGUGUUAUCUUGAGAAUUAAUAUUCAGCUUUGUAUCUCACUUUUUACUGUCUGCAAACCUGAAAGCAAGGAAUUGGCAUUUACAGAGUCAAGGACAAGAAGACAUACAACUCCAUGCAAAUGACUUUUAACACUCCAAGUACUUCUGUGCUUUGUCAGCAGGAAAAGAAUAUUUGAAGUCCACUCCUAAGGAAAGAAAAGGAAGCAAUGACAUAAUGCCUAGAGUUGGAACCAGUUAAACUGGUAAACAUUGCUGUCUUCUGAAAAUAAGUUAAGGAAUGAGAGGCAAGGAAGAAAGUACAUUCAUCCUGGAAGGACCCAAAGCACUUUGAAACUGUAAACGAAUGUAAUGAUAGCUGCUAAAACCACCUUUGUCACCAUAAUGGAUGAAGAACUGCAAAUUUAAACGAUUGAUCAUACUUACAAGAGCUGCUAUGAUACAUAGGGGAGGUGAAAACUGAUGGAUGAAAGUUUUGCUAUGCACUGAAAGGAAAGCAUUGUCUGUGAAGGUCUUUUCUUAAAAAUGUCUGCUUGUAACACCUUUACUGAACACGUGUGGAAACCUGGUGAAUGCAAGAACUGCUUUAAGCCUAAAAGCUUACACCAGCUCCCCCCAGACCCUGAGAAGGCACCCGCCACCCAUGGCAAUGUGAAAACUAAUGCCAAUCACAGUAAUAACCACCGCAUGAGGAACACUGGGAAUUUCCGUCCUCCUGUGGCUAAAAAACCCACUAUAGCUGUGAAACCCACUAUGAUGGUGGCAGAUGGGCAGAGUGUAUGUGGUGAACUUAGUAUCCAAGAACACUGUGAGAACAAACCUGUCAUCAUAGGGUGGAACCGAAACAGGACGGCCUUGAAUCAGAAACCACUUAAUAAUAAUAAUGAAGAUGAUAUUGAAGGAUUUAGCCAUGUUCCUAAGCCCUAUGGCAAUAAUGAUAGUGCAAAGAAGAUACCAAAUAACAAUAAUGGUCUAACUGAUGUGUUAAAAGAGAUAGCAGGCUUGGAUACCACCCCUCAGAUGAGAGGAAAUGAAACAAACUCCAGAGAAACAUUCUUAGGAAGAAUAAAUGAUUGCUAUAAAAGAUCAUUGGAAAGAAAGCUUCCACCAAGUUGCAUGAUGGGCGGUAUAAAGGAUACUCAGGGCAAGCAUGUUAUUCUGAGUGGGAGCACAGAAGUGAUCAGUAAUGAAGGGGGCCGGUUCUGUUACCCAGAGUUUUCUAGUGGUGAGGAGAGUGAGGAAGAUGUACUUUUCAGUAACAUGGAGGAGGAGCAUGAGAGCUGGGAUGAGAGCGACGAAGAGCUGCUGGCCAUGGAGAUUCGCAUGAGAGGGCAGCCCCGCUUUGCUAACUUCAGGGCAAAUACUCUGUCUCCUGUUCGAUUCUUUGUGGACAAAAAAUGGAAUACUGUCCCCCUGCGAAAUAAGUCUCUGCAGAGAAUCUGUGCUGUAGACUAUGAUGACAGUUAUGAUGAAAUCCUAAAUGGUUAUGAAGAGAAUUCUGUGGUCUCCUGUGGACCAGGAAGCAUGCAGAGCAUGGUGUCAUCUGACUCUACAUCACCAGACUCUUCUUUAACAGAAGAGUCACGUUCUGAGACAGCCAGUGGUUUAUCCCAGAAGGUAUGUAAUGGAGGAGUAUCUCCUGGUAACCCGGGAAAUUCUAAGGACAUGAAGGAAAAUGAGCCCAAUUAUGAAAGUCUCUCUGGUAAUAAUCAGGAAAAGGACUCCUCACAAGCACCUAAAAGCUCAGUAAAAGUUCCAGAAACACACAAAGCAGUCCUUGCUCUCCGAUUAGAAGAGAAGGACGGCAAGAUUGCCGUACAGACUGAGAAGCAAGAAAGUAAAGCCUCUACCGAUAUUGCUGGGCAAGCAGUAACCAUUAACCUUGUCCCCGUAGAAGAGCAAGCAAAGCCCUACCGAGUUGUGAAUCUGGAACAGCCACUGUGCAAGCCAUAUACUAUCGUGGACGUGUCGGCAGCCAUGGCCACUGAGCACCUCGAGGGCCCUAUUACCAGCCCCAAGACAAAAAUCUCCUCUUCUACUCCAAACUCUCCGAUGACAUCACCUGCAUUGACGUCAGGACAAAUAAGUGCCCACUUCCAAAAAUCCAGUGCAAUACGAUACCAGGAAGUAUGGACUUCCAGUACCAGUCCACGACAAAAGAUACCCAAGGUGGAAUUAAUUGGUGGUGGAACUGGACCAAAUGUCCCUCCAAGGAAAAACUGUCACAAGUCAGCACCUACUUCACCGACAACUACAAACAUUUCCUCUAAAACCAUCCCUGUUAAGUCACCCAAUUUGUCUGAAAUCAAAUUUAAUAGUUAUAACAAUGCUGGUAUGCCACCUUUUCCAAUCAUCAUUCACGACGAGCCAACCUAUGCUCGGAGUUCUAAAAAUGCCAUCAAAGUUCCCAUUGUAAUCAACCCAAAUGCAUAUGACAAUCUAGCCAUUUAUAAAAGUUUUCUUGGAACAAGUGGAGAACUCUCAGUGAAGGGAAAAACCACAAGUGUAAUAAGCCAUACUUAUGAAGAAAUAGAAACUGAAAAACUGUCCGAUAACACCACUAGCAAACCUACUGAGUGCCCCCAAGCCAAAGGGCUUUCAAGUAGCACAGAGCGUAAAAGGGGCUCAGUGGCUCAAAAGGUUCAGGAGUUUAACAGCUGUCUGAACAGAGGUCAGUCUUCACCACAGAAAAGUUAUAGUUCUGGCCACAGCUCCCCAACAAAGAUCCAGAGAACCACUCAAGAACCUGUGGCCCAAAUAGAAGGCACUCAGGAGUCUCAGACGGUCAGCAGCAGCAGCAGCACCAGCACCAGAGAGAAAGCAAGCACAGUGCUUUCUCAGAUUGUGGCUUCUAUCCAACCACCACAGUCUCCUCCAGAAAUGCCCCAGUCUGGCCCUAAAGCAUGCAGUGUGGAAGAGCUCUAUGCAGUCCCUCCAGAUGCUGACGCUGCUAAGAGUACACCAGUCCGACCCAAGUCUCUCUUUACGUCUCAGCCCAGUGGGGAGGCUGAAGCCCCUCAGACCACAGAAAGUCCCACUGCCAGAGUACGGAAAGACCCACUCGCAAAGCCAGUCACUGCCCCUCUCUCCAAGUUAGUGGCUAACUCCCAGGGUGAGCCACCCCCUCCCUUCCCCCCACCUCGUUCUACUUCCUCCCCUUACCAUGCGGGCAACCUUUUGCAGAGGCAUUUCACCAACUGGACCAAGCCAACCAGUCCUACCAGGUCAACGGAAGCUGAAUCAGUUUUGCACUCUGAAGGCAGCAGGCGGGCAGCUGAUGCAAAACCUAAACGCUGGAUAUCAUUUAAAAGCUUCUUCCGCCGCCGGAAAACAGACGAGGAGGAUGACAAAGAGAAAGACCGAGAGAAAGGGAAACUGGUGGGCCUGGAUGGCACAGUCAUCCACAUGCUGCCGCCUCCUCCAGUUCAGCGCCAUCACUGGUUCACAGAGGCAAAAGGACAGUCCAGUGAGAAGCCAGCCAUUGUCUUUAUGUACAGGUGUGAUCCUGCCCAAAGCCAGCUCAGUGUGGAUCAGAAGGCCAGAGCAGACCAGUCAGCACUUGUAGAAAAAGAUGGGACAGAGGAUGGGUUACUACAGGACUCAGAGAAGAAGAAAAGGAGUCAUUCUUCUCCGUCACAGAUCCCUAAAAAAAUUCUCAGUCACAAAACCCAUGAAGUGACAGAGGAUUUUUCUCCUCGGGAUCCAAGAUCUGUUGUUGUGAGGGAAGAUGAUGGAGGCUGUGCUUCUGUCCCAGCAGCAUUGCCCCUACCUGAACUGGAAAGGGAAGAGGAAAAAGAAGAUGUUUCAGAUACUCUUGACAUGAAUCCCUGUAGUGCAACCUAUAGCAACUUAGGGCAAUCUAGAGCAGCCAUGAUACCACCCAAGCAUCCACGGCAGCCUAAGGGAACUUUGGAUGAUGCUGUUGUCUUUAGUGGGAAAACAGAUGAAGAAACACCGAAUGCUUCCCAACCUACACCACCCCCACUGCCAAAGAAAACGAUCAUAAGAGCCAAUACAGAACCAAUCCCCAAAGACCUCCAAAAAUCCAUGGAAACAAGUCUUUGUGUAAUGGCUAAUCCCACCUAUGAUAUCGACCCCAACUGGGAUGCCAGUAGUGCUGGCUCUUCCAUCAGUUAUGAACUCAAGGGACUGGACAUUGAGUCUUAUGACUCCUUGGAAAGACCUUUGCUCAAGGAGAGACCUGUCCCCUCAGCAGCAAACAGUAUCUCCAGCUUAACCACUCUCAGUAUUAAGGAUAGAUUUUCCAACAGCAUGGAGUCCCUAUCCAGCCGGCGUGGUCCCUCUUGCAGACAGGGCCGAGGCAUACAGAAGCCACAGAGACAAGCACUUUAUAGAGGACUUGAGAAUCGGGAAGAAGUGGUGGGUAAAAUCCGAAGCCUUCAUACAGAUGCCUUGAAAAAACUGGCUAUUAAAUGUGAAGACCUCUUCAUGGCUGGACAGAAAGAUCAGCUCCGUUUUGGGGUGGACAGCUGGUCAGACUUCAGGCUGACUAGUGACAAACCGUGUUGUGAGGCAGGUGAUGCAGUUUACUACACAGCUUCAUAUGCAAAAGAUCCACUUAACAACUAUGCAGUCAAGAUCUGUAAGAGCAAAGCUAAAGAAUCUCAGCAGUAUUAUCACAGCUUGGCUGUCCGGCAGAGUCUGGCUAUCCAUUUCAACAUCCAACAGGACUGUGGGCAUUUCCUUGCUGAAGUCCCUAAUCGUCUGCUUCCCUGGGAGGAUCCUGAUGCCCCUGAAGAGGAAGAGGAUGAAAUGAAAGAGGCUGAAGAAGAGGUAAAAGGAGAAACUGAUGGGAAAAGCCCAGAGCCCUGCUCUGAAACAGAGUCAUCCCAGAAAGAAAGCCAGGGGGUCAUUAGCAAGAAGCAGAGAAGCCACGUUGUGGUCAUCACCAGAGAGGUUCCCUAUCUCACCGUGGCUGAUUUUGUGCGAGACUCUCUGGCCCAGCACGGGAAAAGCCCUGAUUUAUAUGAGAGACAAGUGUGUCUGCUACUCUUACAGCUGUGCUCUGGCCUUGAGCACCUCAAACCCUACCAUGUCACUCACUGCGAUCUUCGUCUGGAGAACCUGCUGCUUGUCCACUACCAGCCAGGGAGAACCACCCAGGGCCUUGGGCCUACAGAGUCCAGCCCCACCUCGUCUUGCCCCACAAGGCUCAUAGUGAGCAAUUUCUCUCAGGCCAAGCAGAAGAGCCAUCUGGUGGACCCUGAGAUCCUCCGGGACCAGUCCCGCCUUGCUCCAGAGAUCAUAACAGCCACCCAGUAUAAAAAGUGUGAUGAGUUCCAGACAGGCAUCCUCAUCUAUGAGAUGCUGCACCUGCCCAACCCCUUUGAUGAGAACCCAGAGCUGAAGGAGAAAGAAUACACUCGAGCAGACCUGCCUCGCAUCCCACUCCGCUCCCCCUAUUCCCGGGGCCUACAGCAGCUGGCCAGCUGCCUCCUCAAUCCCAACCCUUCUGAGCGGAUCCUCAUUUCAGACGCCAAAGGCAUCCUCCAGUGUCUACUCUGGGGCCCCCGGGAGGAUCUCUUCCAGACUUUCAUGGCCUCUCCUAGCCCAACGCAGAGGAGCGCCCUUCUCCAAAACUGGCUAGACAUCAAGCGAACACUGCUGAUGAUCAAGUUUGCUGAGAAGUCCCUGGACAGGGAGGGUGGGGUCAGCCUUGAGGACUGGCUUUGUGCUCAGUAUUUGGCCUUUGCCACUCCAGACUCCCUCGGCUGCAUUGUGAAAACCCUGCAGCACCGCUAGUGUGUCCUGGUUGCUGCUUGUCUUUUGUGUUCACCUUCACGUCGCCCAUGCACUUCCCCUUCCUAGUACUCACACAGAAUUCAAGGAAAGAAGAGAGACCGACCUUCCAUCCCUCUCCAGGAAAAAUGAGUCUGCUCAGAAAGCUUACCCACAGUUCCAGAUCCAGUCAGAAGCUGGGUCUGUCUUCACUGCACAGAAAUUCGAUUGCACAGCCGUGCAGUCGCCUUCCAUUGGAACACCUUUCACCCUAAUUGUCCCCAAAUGCAGGUAAAAAAUGAAAACAUAUAUCCUUGAAGGGACAGCUCCUUUAGUAUGAACUCAUUGAGCUGUGUCCAGCUCCUCCAUAAUUCUGAAGACCACCUGUCUUUUUAACACCAAGUAUUUAUUCUCACUAGCAAUAGACAGAUUUGACCAGUCCUUACUAUCAUCCACUAAGCUCUCACAACAGAUUUUUUUUCUUCUUUAAAGUAUCAAUAACUGACUCUUACCAGGCAGAACUGCCAUCCUUAGCAUCAGCCCAGUCUUGUUUCUGGGGACUAUAGCCUUUGUUCCAGCAGAUAGUAGAAAGACAAGGAGAGAUUCCAUCCCUUGGGUCAUGGAUGCAUUUUCAUUUGUUAUAGGCAAGUGGGCGCACCACCUGGAGGAUGGCCCUAGCGGUCCCCUCUGCUGCCACUGCCUGAUUCUCCUUCACCUCUACUCUGUUCCCACUUGCCGAUGAAGUUUGGGUUUAUCAACCACUUGUGGCCCAUUAUAGAACUGACCCAAGGUGGUGUCUCCAAUGCCUCUCCAGGGUGAGUACAGUUCAGAUCUUAUAAAUAGCUGGCAGGACACCGGGAGAUGAUUUUCCACAUGUGCAGUUCCCUAGGGGCCACCAGGGGAAUAGCUGAAAGUGCUGUCUUUGAUUACUGUCAGAGCUGUCGGCGUAGACAGCCAGUGCUGGCGGAACCCAGCUCCCGGUGUUCCCCUGAGCAGUAAUUGGCCAGCUUCUUUCUAGCGGUGGCCAGUGUUAACUAGUCUACCAAAUGCUGUGGACAGCAGCCGUGAAUGAGACGGCUGUCAGUUGAGCUCUGAGAUCUGCUUAGAGGGCACGGUGUGCUGGCGAGAGGCCGGAGAGGGGAGGAGGCCACUGAUGAGACCGCUGGCCUCCUCCUCAGAACGCUGACCUUUGCUGAAGAGGCUGCCUCCCAGUUGCACUGCACAUCGCUCCUUGGGACUCUCCGAAAUGGCUCUGGAGGAUGGCUGGCAGCAAUUUCAAAUGCUGGGGUGGGUGCCUGUGAGCUGUGCACCAUACAUGGGCUCUGUGCUCCUCUCCUAUGAAUAUAUGUGCAAUUUUUGUAUGUAUUGUUUUAACUGUAUAUUACAGUGUUUAUGUGGCAACUUUACCUGAAGCAAGUUCUACAGAAAUCCUCCCCUUCUUCCCUUGGCACAUACGUGUUUGCGCUAAGAGAUGAGUGUUCCUUCCGGGUAGUGGGGGUGGGAGGUGACAUGUGUGUGCUUGUUUUCUUCAAAACUGUGAGUAUCUGUUUACUUCAACCUUGAAAUCCCAAGAGUCACUCAGACGGUGUAAGUGUGUGUACAUGUGGGUGCACACACGUGUGCUGGAAGUAGAGGCCAGGCCUCUGAGGGGAACAACCUGUGGCGGGGUUGAUGGACACGUUCUCUGCAUCUAGUCGGCGAGGGAGCUCUGGGACCCUCCUCUGCCAGCGCAGAGUUCCUUAAAAGCCAAGACUGAUUGUGCAGUAUUACUUAGAUAGCACAUUAGUGGCCUUUUGGAAGUUUCUAAACUUUUAACAUUUUUAACAGCCUUUCAUAUGAUUCACCUAUAUCAAAGAGGAUCAAGAAAGGAGAAGAAUGUAUUUUAUUGUGAUCUUCUUUGGUUUUGUUUUGUUUUGUUUUGUUUUAAGAAAACGGGACACGUGAGGCUCCAAAGGGAGGAUGUCCCUGUCCUCCUGGCCAGCAGUACAGGACUCCCAAGGAAAAGGACUCACUGGCCCACAGGGUCUGGCCUCCUCUAGCCAGAGAGCAGGGCUCUGCCCCGAGGAAUGGCCACAGAGGGGGCGUGCCGCUGCAGGCCAGCAGUCCUCUCUGUCUCAGUGUCCUGUGGCCUGGCUGCGCCUUGCCUGGCAGACUGUGUUUAGUUCACCGUAGCAUAGCCCAUGUGCACAUAACUCCUUGCCUAAUUAAUACACUGAAGUAGCAGCACACAGACCACUGGCCAUGUCGGCCAGCACAUUCCCCCAGCAGUCCUCCCUCCCCUCCCCCAGACGGUUUGCAGAUUGAGACACUUUCUCAAUGUCAUUCUUGUGGUGCCUUGCCCAUGUAAAUUUGAAUGUUGACUAUUUAAUGAGGUUUCAUAUUUAAUGAAGAAUGUUCCCUGGUCCCUCUAUUUGCUUAUUGGCUCUCUAGAUAUCCUCUUUCAUUUCUCUUCUUUUUUAUUUUAUUUUAUUUUUUUUUCUGUUUGACUUGGAUCCAGUCUUCUUCAUUUUAACCCUAUGGUAUUAUAGGCAUGGACACUCCCCACUACCGUCAUCUUUCAGCACUGGUAAACUGAGCACCUCCUUCACAUCAGAUUUGUUUAGUACUGUUUUUAUAUUCAAAUUUGUGAAGGCCAAAAGAUGAAUGCCAACUAGUCAGAGAAGGGCCUCAGGCUUCCCAAAGGCAGGUGGCUAGAUUAAUUUUUCUCUGAGUGGUGGCUGAGGAAUGUGAGGGAGAGGGAAAGGGGUGUUAGAGCAGAACAGACAAGAUAACUGUAUUUCUAGACAAGAAGUUCUCCAUCAGAUGGUCCUUGGAAUAUUUUUCCAGAAUAAUGAAAUUCAGUCAAUCUAAUAUCAUCACAAGUAGUUUUUUACAGUCCCAUUUUAAUUAUAGUAGAAUCUUUGAAUUCAUUCAUCAACUGGCAAGAAAUCCUACCUUCAGACAUCUGUAUAUACAUGAGUUUUGCUUUAUGACUAGUAUUAGCACUUUAUGUUUUCUCGAGUAACAUCCAGUUAUUGUCUUCAAUAUUAAUUGGAAUUUUUUUCUAUUCUGUUGAAGUCUGUGCUACAGAUUCUUCCAUUUAUAUUGAGAGUUUGAACAAUUAAGCCAUCAUUGGGACUUUACCUUAAGCCGCAUGAGCAAGAACAAUUUCUCUGACACAUUUUGGUGCUAGAGAAACAGGGAAAUGGGGGGAGUAGCAAAGACCAAGACUGAAUGUAUAGCAGAGUGCCUUGUUAGAGUGACAACCUAGUCUUGGAAAGAAGAGAAUCCCAUGUCCUGCGGAGAGGACUAGGACUACGUGACUUCUCCCACGCCGGCCUGAGGAAGAGCCCCUUUGAUAAAUGUACACCGACGUGAUGCUCAGAAGCUAAUUUGUGGAGAAUAACUGCAGGAUGGGACAAAGAGCAGUUGCAACCUAUGGAGUCAACGAAAGAAUCCCUAGACGAAGUUAGAAUUGGAGGCCAGGACUAUAGCAGUCGGCUCCAAGCUUUGCCCUCUGGAGAUGAACUGGGUAAAGGUAGACAGGGCCCAAGCACCCAUGCUACUGAUGUUGGGGCCUAACAUAUGCUUGUUAGGAUUUGAAGAGGCUGAGUAGCCUUCCGUUGUCAGAUUAAGUGGAGGCCAGUUUUGCUUCCAGACUCGGAAGAAGUUUGUUACCAUGGGAAACUGUUAAGCCAAGAGAUCUAAACCUCUAGAAAUAUUAAUGAUAUUUCUGGAAGUAAAACUGUAUUUUAAAGUUUCUAGCAUUAUAAGUUUUCAUGAAGGAUCUUUGGGGCCUACUACAUAGUAGGGCAUGGAAAGAUUGCACUCAGCUUCCCAAAUUUGAAUUAAAAAUACUUUGAUGCUGGGAAGUAACCUGACCUGGUUUUGCUGGUAACCUGCAAAUAAUAUUUUUCCCUAGAUUAUACGGACAGUGAUCUGAAAAAAAUACAGACCAGUCCCAGAAGUCAGGAUGUACUUAGGAUACUGCCCUAUAUUCCAAAUGAUUCUAGAUGUAUGAAUAAAGUACAAACAUACUUGAAGACGAAGGAGAGAGAAACUUGGCUCUCCAGGCCAACUCUGACAUGUUUUUUAUUUCCCUCGCUAGUUGAUAAGGAUUGAAAAUUCUGGUCCAGCCUAAUGAGUGAACAGGAUGGCUGCCCACAAAACCAGGUUAUUAGUUUUACCUCAUUGAAGCUCAUAUUCUCAGAGGCCCAAAGUGCUGUGCCGAGACAAAUCCAAGUGCUGCUCUUGCUGAAGUGUGCACUGAAGUCCAGCUGCCCGUGUUUACGGCAGUGCCCAAAGUCGGGGUUCCAUGGACCAAAACUGAUGCCACAAGGGAAGCCAGAGGAGCUACAGUGCAAGAUCCUAGAUAGAGAUUAUACCAAAGAAAUCAAGCCUUUUUGUCCUGAUGCUUGAGUUAUGACAGAUGCCAGAGAAGAAGAACUCACAUACAUUCCAUGUCAAGGUAUUUGGCUGAUAAAAUAAUCCAUCCUCCAAACAAAGCACCUAUCUUUUUAAAAUAAGUCCAUUUUGUAUAUUAGGAAAAAAAGAAAAGAUGAUGGUGAUGGUGAAAGUCUGGGACAGACAGUGAUAUUUCCCAGUAAUUAAGGAGAAGGAGCCAGCCCCCGCUCUCCCUGUGAUGUGACUGUGGCCGUUGCCCGGACUUCGGUUUGGGAACUUCAUCAUGUCCGUGUGAUUCGGAAAGCUGAGCAAUCUUUUCUAAGAGAUGUGGUAGUUUCAACAGCUUUGUUUAAAGAGCUCCUGGGAGAUUUCUUAACAAAUUCUAGUAGUUUUUAUAAACCUUCCUACAGAGGUGGUUACCACUCAUCACCAUCAUUUAAUAUUUAUAAGUGCCCAGAAUGUACAAGGUGCUAUACAGCUGUUACACAUCCCCUCUCUGCAGCUGUUUGAAAUUAGAGUAGGUUUUUGCAUCAGCCACUGCUACAAGCUUCCCCACCUAAGUGGGCUACAGGGGCCUGCGUUCCGGACAUCCCAUUACGUUUCCCACUCCAGAGAGCCUCUGGGCUCCUUCCAGCUUCUCACCUUCACCCAUCCCACUCACCCUCAUGCUUUUUUUUUAAUCCAGAAAGUUUCAGGGAAUCAAAAGAGGUUGGAAAUUUUUUAACCUAGCAGAAGUACAGAAUCCUAUAUUUUGCUACAAUUAUUAUCGUAUUAUGGAAAAUCCACUUUGCCCGUAUAGUGUGUGGAAAGUAUCCGUGUGUCUGCACUCAUGAUAACUUGAAUGUUGAACAGCCCUAUGGCUUCAGGGUAGCAUUUUUGAAAGAUAAACCACACUGCUUCAGGAAACCUGCUCCAAGUACUACUUGGUUAUCCGUUCCCUCACCAGUUUGAAAGUUAUGCGUGAACAUACUGGGUUGGGAUUUUCUGUUGAUAUGCAGGGCAUUUGGGCAUGAGAUCGGGGCAGAAGCAAGAUGUCCUCCUUCUCAGCAUUUGAAUCAUGGCAGUCUUCAUUCCAGUCUCACCUUAGUUCCCCAUGGCUCUGCCCACACUCUGUAUUUGAAAAUCUGGUUCUCUUGCUCUUUCCUGGAGCUUUAACCCUCUGCACAUUUUAGAGUUGUAUAAAUCUACCAACGCAAGGUUCCCUCUGUCACCAGGUGGUGCCGCCCUUUGGUUUGCUGUGGUACUUUGCUGUGUUCUCUGUGGCAUCAUGUUACUGUGUAAAUAAAUUUGUUUUAAUAUACACUAAAAA